Diceros bicornis minor is the source of this 3159-nucleotide messenger RNA. It is a transcript of the gene ITPRID1, whose product is annotated as ITPR interacting domain containing 1. Gene Ontology annotation, molecular function: signaling receptor binding. Bases 19 to 3159 code for a protein of 1046 amino acids. The record is from RefSeq and is a predicted model, not a curated record. Lineage: Eukaryota; Metazoa; Chordata; Mammalia; Perissodactyla; Rhinocerotidae. The transcript is spliced from 13 exons.
UUGCCAAAUUACUUUCCGAUGAUGGCGGAGAAGUCGCAUGAAUCUGACAACCCCCAAGGAGGCCAGGAAAAGAGCAGGAGAGAGAUCCUGAGGUCCACCAAGAGGGCAUGGGCUCCCCUGGAUGAGCAGCUGCCUCCUGGCUCUGAGGAGGAAAGCCAGAGGUUCACCACCCCCAUGCUAGAAGAUUUCAAACAAGAAAGUAUUCAGCAGUGGCUGGACUCUGGAUUCUUUGUCUCCGUAAAUGAAAACCUUCAGCAAGUUGUCGACCACACUGUUUCUUUGCAUGAACAAGGAAUAGUUCAAAUGACUGUGAAAGACUACAUGAGAUCUCUGCAUCAGUUUUCAGAAACUCCCACCCUAUCCAGAGGGACCAGUUUCAACUCUUGCCAUUCUGCAGCAAGUAUACCACAAAGCAUUCCCGAAUGGCUGGAAUUUUGGGAAAAAGAUCCAGUGGAGAUUCUCUUGGAUUUGGGGUUUGGUGCUGACGAGCCAGACAUCUGCACACAAAUCCCAGCCAGAUUCCUGGGUUGUGGCUCAGCAGCCAGAGGAAUCGAUAUCCGUGUUUUCCUUGAAGCUCAAAAGCAGCGAAUGGACAUUGAGAACCCUGACUUGUACAGCCGUUUCCGACAGUUGGAAAUCCUGGACCAUGUGGCCAAUGCCUUUUCAUCUUUACUGAAUGAUGUUAACAUUCUGCAAAACAAAGCUGAAGAGAAAGAUGGAGGAAAAAGUGUGCAAAGAACCUCAGUGAGUGGAGCCAAAGAUCAUCAAAGAAGAAUGGGUGAACUUUUCAGGAGAGCUUCAAAGCAGAACAUUAGGAGGGAUUGUAGCCCAGAAGCGUCAGAGUCAUUGAAAAUGAGGGACAAAUUUUCCCUUCCCUCUGCAAAACCAGGGCAGUGUGGAGCAGAGUUACCAGCUACGACAAACAACCAUGACCAAAGUCAUCUGUCUCCUUCAGCAGAGCAUCGGUCUCUCCAAACCUGUGUUGACUUGAUACCGCAUCAUCCUCCCCAAGCUUUUCUGAGCAAACCUCACUCAUCCAUGCUAGCCAAGCAGGAUCCUCCUUCCUGUGCAUCUGAGGGGUCAGUCAAGGACAGAAGUCCAAAGGAGAACUUGAUUCAGACUAACAAGCUCAAGAGCUUCUCUCGUCUUGCAGGCAAAGCACUAGACUCCUUUGAAAUGGAAGAGGUCCAGAGCUUUGAAGAAGAGACUGGUAAUCCUCUUGACAUGACUUCAGGAACUGUAGGUGCCACCAUGAACAGAGCAAACAGCUGCCACUCUGACAGCAGCGGGUUCCUGGAGGAACCGCUAGAACCACCGCCCCUGCAGAUGCCUUCCUUGCCAGGCAGCCAGAAUCCUGCUGAGAACAGACAUAGAAAGCCAAGGGAUCAGAGCCAGGACUUAGUGUCAUACCUGGACUGCCAGCAAGAAUCAGAUGAGUCUGAUUCCAAGAGCAUGUUGAGCAUAUCUUUUUCAAGUCAAGACUGGAGUGCCUUGGAAGAAAAGGCCUCAACGUCUGUGGUGGAGAAAGAGUCUCAGUUUGAAGCCAUGGAGGGGCCACCAGAGCUGUCGAGCCCAGAUACAGCCCUUGACAAGACCACCCCUGGGGGAGCACACUCAAGGAAAGACAGCUAUCUGAGGCAGCACCUGCCCAUGCCCCAAACUGACUAUGAGGCCGUUGUAGGCACAGUGACCUCCAAACAUGAUUGUACUUUGGGGUUUAUGGUGACUCACAUCACGGAAGCAAAGGAUGGGUCUCUGAGGCCUAAGGGAGCUGGGGAAGUGUAUGUGCAAAGCCACCGCUGUGAGUCUCAAAGAUCACCUGCAAUUGAUCAUGCUCAAGACAAGUUCCCUCACAUUGACUCUGAGGCCCUGAGAGGAAUAGAAAGCAGUCAACUCUGUCCUGACAGCAACACCACCUUACUGAGACGAGAAAGUCCACCACAGCAUGUCCCCAAGCCCAGUGAAGUCACGCCCUACACAGUUGACCUUAUCCAAACAUCUGAGAAGUCCAUUCCCCACCUAGAUAAACUGUCUAGAGACACACACCAAAUGAAGCCAAGGUGUAGUGCUUUGGGUCAGAUACCACCGAGGGCAGACUCUGAGAUGGGAAACCUUCCUCCAAAUGCUGACUCAAACUCUGUUAGCUCCAAGUCUGUGACAAUCCAGGUGUCCUCCAAUCUGGCGUCAGCUGCUCAGAAUGCUGUGGCCUUGGGGACUGAUUCUAGAGGAACAACUUUAGAAUGCACUAUGUGUGACCCUGUUACCACAGGACGGAGGACAGAACCAAGACAGUUCAAUGAUGUUUCUGUUCAGACUUACAUAUGUGAGCCCAGGUCCUGGCAUUGCUGUUCAGCUAUAAGUAAUAAGGCCCAGCCCCUCACCAAAUCUGUCUCUCUUGACACAGGCUACCCUAGUAUCUACCCACUGGGUAUCUGCCACGCCGCACCUGUGCACUGCUGCUGUCAUCACCAUCCCUACUGCCACUCAGAGAUGCAAAGCCCUGGCCCUGGUCCCUCAACCUGCAGGCAUUGCCCGUGCUGUCAUCAUCUGGAAGCCCAGUUCAUGAAGAUUUUGAAAGUCCUUCAGGACACUACAGUGAGAGAGCUGUGUUCUUUCACAGUCCACGAGAUGGAAGCAAUGAAGAUGGUAUGCCAGAGUUUCCGGGAGCAUUUAGAGGAAACUGAACAGUACCUUACAGGACAGCAGGCACUCUUUUCCUGGGACAUGUCAGAAGAGGACAGGGAGGAGGCCAAGCAACUGCAAACUUUACGUGAGGCCCUGCGGCAGCAGGUGGAGGAGCUGGAGUUUCAACUGGGAGACCGGGCCCAGCAAAUCAGAGAAGGGGUUCUAUUGCAACUUGAGCUUCUCACAGGGGAACCACGUGAACACUUUACAAAUCUGCAUCCAUAUAACUGGGCAGAAGAAAAGAAUGGCCAGACUUCGUGUGCUAACGUCCACCACGGCAUGGCCCCUGGGGCCGCCUUUCCUCCCGAUGAUGGCCAGCAGGCUCCCUGCUCGGGUGUGACCCAUUUGGCUGCCUUUUCUCCGCCCACCUUGGGGAGCAGCACCAGGAUGUCUCCUCCAGCUCGGGCAGAGUUAGGUCCAGCCCCUUUCUCAAAUUGUCCUGUUGAAGAAGAAGACAUGAAUGUCUUCCUCUAG